Brachypodium distachyon (stiff brome) is the source of this 2280-nucleotide messenger RNA. RefSeq names its product flavonoid 3'-monooxygenase. NCBI's taxonomy places the organism in Eukaryota, Viridiplantae, Streptophyta, Magnoliopsida, Poales, Poaceae. The record is from RefSeq and is a predicted model, not a curated record. The transcript has a single exon. Bases 196 to 1998 code for a protein of 600 amino acids. Gene Ontology annotation, molecular function: iron ion binding; monooxygenase activity; heme binding.
GUAAAAAAAAGACCACAAUGACGACCACGAGGUUCUAAAAAUUACUCCCUCAGUCUCAUAUUAAGUGACUGUCUAUUACAUGAAUCUAAACGUUUUUUUAAACAUAUAUACAUCUAUAUUUAAUCAAAUUUGAGUUAUUUAAUAUGGGACCGACGCCAGCCCUUCCCUCACCCCCUUUUCUUUUCUUCGCCAUGCAUGGCCACGAGCGCAUCAAUGGCCACUGAUGUACACUGUGCCGCGAGCACGACACGGCCUGUCCCAUUUAUCACGCCGGAAUGCUCGAUAAAUUCACAGCCUCGUUCGUCAAUCUUGCAAGUUAGAUAUCAAAGUUUCUCGCUAACUAUGCAGUUCAAAUCUAUGGAGCUAGCACUGCCAGCAGCAUGGGCGUCCUCGUUCCUCGCCGUGCUCAUGGCCACCGCCAUUCUCCUUCUCGUUCUCCGGCACGGGAGAAACAGUCACAGACACAGAUACAGGCUCCCGCCUGGGCCUAAGCCGUGGCCCAUCAUCGGCAACCUGCACCUGCUGGGCGCGCUGCCGCACCGGUCCCUCCGCGAGCUCUCCAAGCGGUACGGCCCGCUGAUACAGCUCCGCCUGGGCUCCUUCCCCGUCGUGGUGGGCUCCUCCGCGGAGACGGCCCGGUUCUUCCUCAAGACCCACGACGCCGCGUCCGCCGGCCGGCCCAGAACCGCGGCCGGCAGGCACACCGCGUACAACUACUCCGACAUGCUCUGGUCGCCCUACGGGGCCCACUGGCGCCGCCUGCGCCGGGUGUGCCUCGCCGAGCUCUUCAGCGCCGCCCGGCUCGGCUCGUUCGAGCACAUCCGCCGCGACGAGGUGCGCGCCCUGCUGCGCGGCCUCCACGACGCGAGCGGCAUCGGCAUGCCGGUGGUGGUCAAGGUCAAGGAGCACCUGUUCGCGGCCACGCUCGGCAUGAUCUCGCGGAUGGUGCUGGGGAACAAGUACGUGGGGAAGGACGCGGGCUCGGGGUCAGCAAUGGAGCCGGAGGAGUUCAUGCGGGUGAUGGAGGAGUUCUUCUUCCUGAACGGCGCGCUCAACGUGGGCGACUUCGUGCCGUGGCUGGGCUGGCUGGACCUGCAGGGGUACGUCGGGAGGAUGAAGAAUGUCGCCUGGGCGCUGGACGCGUUCAUGGAGCGCGUCCUGGACGAGCACGACGCGCGCCGGCGACUCGAGGGGGACGGCAGCUUCGUCGCCAAGGACAUGGCGGACGUCCUGCGGCUGCAGCAGCGGCGGCAGAUCGAGUCCGGCGACGAAGAGGGAGAGCCGCUUGAGCGUGACAGCGUCAAGGCUCUGGCCAUGGACCUCAUCGCGGGGGGCACCAACACCAACGCCGUGACGCUGGAAUGGGCCAUGUCGGAGCUGCUGAGGAACCCGGCGGCGAUGGACGCGGCAGGGGAAGAACUGGGCCGCGUCGUGGGCCGCGGCAGGCUGGUGCGCGAGGACGACAUCCAGAGCCUGCCUUACUUGAGGGCUGUCGUGAAGGAGACGCUGCGGCUGCACCCGGUUGGGACUCUGCUGGCGCCGCACGAGGCCCAGGAGGACGCCACCGUGCCGGCCUUCGUCUCCGGCAACGGCGUCAGCUACGACGUCCCCGCGGGCACGCGCGUGCUCGUCAACGUGUGGGCCAUCGCCCGCGACCCCGCGCUGUGGGGGCCCAAGCCAGAGGAGUUCAGGCCCGAGAGGUUCCUCGAGGGCGGGGGCAACUCCGGCGUCGACGUGGUGGGGCAGGACAUGGAGCUGCUGCCGUUCGGGGCCGGCAGGCGGAUGUGCCCUGGCUACGGCCUGGGGAUCAAGGUGGUGCAAAUAUGCCUCGCCAACCUGAUCCAUGGCUUCGCCUGGAGGCUCCCGGACGGCGUGGCGGCGGAGGAGCUGGGCAUGGAUGAGGUGUUUGGGCUCACCACGUCGCGCAAGUUCCCGUUGGAGGCCGUCCUCGAGCCCAAGCUCCCCGCUCACCUCUACACGCUGCAUUCCGCCGGCUAGCUAGCUUGGGUUUUGUGGAACCUUGAGAUGAGGGAGAGGAAUUAAUCCCUGCAAAUCAAUUUCAGCCAUGUUCAUUCACAUCGCCAUGAGGGCUUCAAUAAAGGGACAGGUCUUGUCUUUCUUGGACCAUACAUGCAUGUUAAACCAAAACUCUCAAGAAUAGACAAGCUAGACAACUGGGGCUUCACAUGUCUUUGAGGACCCUUGUUCAUUUAGAUCAUGUGCCGAAAGUUCCAAAUUUUUGGCAGGCUAUCUAUCUCAUUAAUCAUUGGAUUUCAGCAA